AUGUCACUGGCACAGCGCCUGUGCAGGUUGUUAAUGAGGUCUUGCGCCCACUGGGCACUGGUGCAUUCCACGCUGCUGUGGAAGUUCAUGGAAGGGAGUGGAGCUACGGGCAGACAGCGAGGGGCCCGGGUAUCUUUGAAAAUACGCCGAAGGAGUGUGAGCAGCACUCAUACCGUGAGGCAAUUCACAUGGGCUACACCGAUCAUGGGCCGUUUGAAGUUCAAAUGCUUAUCGCCGAAAUGGCCAAACGCUGGCCUGGUCGAGAAUAUGAUGUGCUCAACAAGAAUUGCUGCCACUUCAGUGACGAGUUGUGCCAAGUUCUCGGGGUUGGACAGCUGCCCUCAUGGGUGA
This is a messenger RNA of Symbiodinium pilosum, 351 nucleotides long. Lineage: Eukaryota; Dinophyceae; Suessiales; Symbiodiniaceae. The record is from the annotation of a GenBank genome assembly.